Molecule: messenger RNA, 270 nt
Organism: Trichomonas vaginalis G3
Lineage: Eukaryota; Parabasalia; Trichomonadida; Trichomonadidae
Exons: 1
Coding region: 1-270 (89 amino acids)
Source: RefSeq, a predicted model, not a curated record
AUGCCGACACCAGCCUUAGAGUGCUUGAUAACCCUCUUUGGAUGGAGUGAUAUCAGCAAGAACGUGGCCAAUCAUUUCUGGCUUGAUUUGAACUUUGAAGAAAACGUGGCCAACAUAGAUGCCGAUAUCUAUAUCAACAAAUUCUGGAAGGACAACCAUAUAGCGGAGGUGUGUCUUGACAACUGGUGGAUGAACGUCUGCCUGGCCCUCAACAGCCUGACGAGCCUUCUUCAGCUUCUCGAUAAGAUGAACGUGCUUAAGAUCGAAUGA